UUACACGGGAGAUGGAUGGGUGAGUGCGCACCUAUUGCUCCGCCCUCCUCUGGAUCACAGAGGAUGUUGCGAUUUCUCCGCUUGUCAGGACGGGUAAGCUUCCCGGGAACGGCCGGUGUCCAAGUCUGCUGUCAUCAAAGCAGUGAUACAAAGUCGCCAAGUCUCCUCUUUUCUGGGAACCGGCAGAGGAGUCACCACCACCACCACCAAGGCACGGACUGAGAGACUGAUAACUCACUGCUGCCAAGGCUUUGUGGUGCCAUGAUGAAGAAGGCGGUGGAAGUUAUCCUGCUGUUGUUUCUGCUAGUCUCUAUGCCACAUGCAAAGGGAACACGCUACAGUCCACCAGGGAAGCCUACGCUGACCAGAUGUCGUUCUCCCGAAAAAGAGACCUUUACCUGCUGGUGGGAACCAGGCUCUGAUGGGGGACUGCCCACUACCCACGCCCUGUAUUAUCGCAAAGAGAACUCUGAGACAGUGUACGAGUGUCCUGACUACCGUACAGCUGGAGAGAACUCCUGCUUCUUUAACAAGAACAACACAUCCAUCUGGGUCAACUACAACAUCACUGUGGUGGCCACCAACACACUGGGCAGCACUUUCUCCGACCCCAUGGACAUAGAUGUGGUGUACAUCGUCAAGCCUAAUCCUCCAGAGAGGCUAGCAGUCACUGUAAAGGAGGACAAAAGCUGGCCCUUCCUGCGGGUGUCAUGGGAACCACCACAUAAGGCUGACACCCGCUCUGGUUGGAUCACUCUCAUGUACGAGAUCCGUGUCAAGUUGGAGCAGGAAAAUAAAUGGGAGAUGCACCUUGCAGGCCAGCAGAAGAUGUUUAACAUUUUCAGCCUGCGGUCAGGUGGUUCAUACCUCGUUCAGGUGCGCUGUAAGCCGGAUCAUGGGUUUUGGAGUGAAUGGAGUUCCACUUCUUACAUCGAAGUUCCUGACUAUUUCCCUCGAGAGAAGUCAGUGUGGAUCCUCAUUACGGUCUUUUCUGCCUUCAUUUUCGUCAUUCUCUUUUGGUUGCUGCACAUGAACAGCCACAGUCUGAAGCAUUGCAUUCUGCCACCAGUUCCUGGUCCUAAAAUCAAAGGAUUUGAUAAGCAGCUUCUCAAGAAUGGCAAGUCUGAGGAGAUCUUUAGUGCACUGAUGGUGCCUGAUUUCCCUCCCACAACAUCAUCCAACUUUGAGGAUUUGCUUGUGGAGUACUUAGAGGUCUAUAUCCCUGAAGGGCAGGAGCUGACGCUGCAGGAAAGCAAAGAUCUCCACGAUGGUUGCCUCAAAUCUGAGGGCUCCACUUCUGACAGCGACUCCGGUCGAGGCAGCUGCGACAGCCACACUCUGCUGAUAGAUAACUGUGGAGAGGCAAAAGAAGAAGAGAGGCAACAAGAUCAGGAAAGAAUGGGGAUGGAGGCACAGAGACAUCAGAAGGACUGGGAGGAGAAAGUGUUGAACUAUGCUCAUGAAGACAUUGUUAGUCCUGACAUGUCCAGUGGAAGGGUGAAGACCUGGCCUUCUGUGUUUUCUCCACUGCCUCAAUACAGUUCAAACCCACCUGACCAACAGAGCUCACUUGAGAUGGCCAAACAACACUACCUUUCCGACAGCCUCUUCCUCCCAGACUCCUCGUCCACCUACCUCACCCAGCCUGGCCACAGCACCAGGGAGUCUCUCGAGCCAAGCUACUGUGAGUUCAGAUUGAGCAACAAGCAACCUCAUCAGCUUCAUCCCCAGAUGCAAGCCAGCCAGCAACUCCACAUGACCCACAGCGAUGUCAACAUCUCCAGCAUCGGUUGCAAACAGGCACCUGCGGGUCUGCAGUCACCAGAUCUCCGAUCCACUCAGUACGUGGAAGUUCAGAAGGUCAACAAAGAGGAUAUGGUGCUUCUCCAACCCGUUGGAAAAGGCUGCCGUCACAUCGAACUCUGCCCCAAAAUGCCACAGGGGGAUAACUACAGUAAGGUAAAGGGCGUGAACAGUGACAACAUACUGCUGCUCCAGAGAGGAGUGAUGGAAGAAGACAGGUGUCCUUGUGAGGACCAGGAGACCAAUGGAGCGAGAGAGCACUCCCACACAGCGUCCACAGUCACCACUACACAAAAGCCUACAGCCUGCAUUCACACUGCCAUGCCGGUCCAGGAUGAAAUGGUUCUGGCAGUGAAUGGUUAUGUUGACACUGCCAUCAUGUGCACACUUCCCACUUACUAGGGCACCAUAAGCCCAACUGGAAGGUAUAUUGCAACAUGCAAGACCUGUUCUAGGACGGGACUGAGACAAAAAAAACACCAACAUACUUCAAAAAUGAUUGCAAAGACAAUAUUUUCUUGUUACAAAAUCACAGUUAGUUGUUUUCCAUCUUCUCCAUUUAAUGUUUUUACAGAAUCUGAUUGAUUGUAUACAUCUAAAAUGUGGUACCAUAUGUUGUCAUCAUGAUUAAUAUUUCUGUCAUAAAUGUUUUCCUCUGUCACAGGCACGUUUCAGGUCAUGCACUUUUGAUAUUGAAAUUUAUUGAGGUAUACUGCCUCAGGUAAAAUGUUGUUUUUUUAUUGCAUUAUGAAUAAAUGAACACUUGUGGCAGAUUUUGAAGCUUAAACAAAUGUUUUUUAUUUUGUGUUUGUUCUUGUACGUGCACAUGUCCUCUAGAACACUAAUCUACAUCCUCAAGACAUUAGUGCAGGAAAACAGGUUGCUGAGGGGGGGUACAAGUCCUCCUGCCGGCCAGAGUGAUACAAUUAAUUCAUUUUUCAUUUGCAUUAUAUAUAUUAUUAUUAUUAUUGCAAAUAUGGUCAAUACAAAGGACAACACAUAUAUAGUUUCCUACCUAAGUGGCUGUUCUGACAUGACUGCUUGCCUUUACCUCAGCUUAAAGGUUAGAGGAGCUGAUAAACAUAACUGGCCAAAACAAAAGAACAGCAUAGAAACUAACUAGAAACCUGAAAUAGCAUAUUCACCUCACUUUGUCCAAAACCAACGAAAAAUAGGCUCUUUGGGAAAAAAAAGACACAGCCUCCAGUCAUGGGAAUGAGGCUGUGUGAGUGUGAGUCUGUAUGUUCCUAAGACACUUUAUGUUGGUUUUGUUACCUGUUUGUAUAUACUGUAUAUAAAGAGAUUAUUUUAUGUAUAUACACUUAUUUGUAUAAAUGUUUAUGACUGCUUUUCUCAGUUAAGUGUUAAAAUAUCAAUAAAGGAAUUUCUACAAA
Larimichthys crocea (large yellow croaker) is the source of this 3197-nucleotide messenger RNA. RefSeq names its product prolactin receptor a (gene prlra). Gene Ontology annotation, molecular function: cytokine receptor activity; cytokine binding. Lineage: Eukaryota; Metazoa; Chordata; Actinopteri; Sciaenidae. Gene Ontology annotation, biological process: cytokine-mediated signaling pathway. The coding region runs from base 262 to 2205 and encodes 647 amino acids. The transcript is spliced from 9 exons. Gene Ontology annotation, cellular component: external side of plasma membrane; signaling receptor complex; membrane. The record is from RefSeq and is a predicted model, not a curated record.